Molecule: messenger RNA, 1771 nt
Organism: Nilaparvata lugens (brown planthopper)
Lineage: Eukaryota; Metazoa; Arthropoda; Insecta; Hemiptera; Delphacidae
Product: methylosome protein 50
Exons: 7
Coding region: 278-1291 (337 amino acids)
Biological process (GO): oocyte axis specification
Cellular component (GO): methylosome
Molecular function (GO): protein binding
Source: RefSeq, a predicted model, not a curated record
AUUUUGCUCGAGUAUCGUAUCGUCUCGUUGGUCUCGUCUCGUCUCUCGUCACGGAACGUAACAAAAACGAAAACGAACCGCGUGGUUGUAGGUUAUGUUCUUACAAACAAAUUACUACUUGUAAAAUUAUUGUAAUUUUAUUUAUAGUAAAUCAAUAGAUUUAAUUAAUUUUCGUUUUGAAUUCAACUGUUUGUUAGGUAUAGGAGUUGUGAUUUUGUCUUAUUUAGGUGUUCAGAUCUUUGUAGCGUAACUUAUAAGAAUUUGCUAUAGCUCAACUAUGGUUCCAGCGGAAGCGGAUCUCAACAAUUUAACCUCAAAUGCUACACAAUUCGAAAGUGAAAAUAAUUCACUUUCAGUUAAAUAUGAUAAACAUUUUAUGUUUUUGGACUUAUCUGAUGAUGGACACAUGCUGCUUGGCGCCGGAAAUCUGGGCGGACGACAUUGGAGCUCUUCUAUUCAUUAUUACAAGGAAGCUAAAACAUCAAUCAACCAAGAAUAUGGUCAACCUGUUAAAGGCAUGAAUGAUGUUAUUUCCUGUGGAAAAAUAUUGGAAUCUGGAAAAAGGAUUGUACUUGGUGAUGAUAAUGGAAUGAUCUGCCUUUCUUCAAUUGAAGUAACUGAUGACUCAGAUAACUUUAAUCUGGGUGAGAUUGAAGCAGCUCUUGAUCAUGAUUCAAAUGUUUUGGCGUUAUCACUUUCUCCUAACAAAAAUAAUCUUGUUUCGGGUGGAAAGGAUUGUUGUAUAAAAGUGUGGGAUGUUGCCGUGUCAUUGAAAACCCUGUUCACGUACAGACCAGCUCAUUCACAUAUUGUGUCCCACGUUGAGUAUUCUCCAAAAAGUGAUGACAUUUUUCUGUCUUGCUCUCACGAUGGAUCAGCCAUAUUAUGGGACACACGAGCUUUGACUCAACCGGCUCUUGAACUGAAGUACGCUUGUAAUGAAAGCCUUUCUGCUGGUUGUUGGUUGAAAGAAAAUGUGGUGGCUGUCGGCAGCUCAUUCGGCAAUAUAAUGCUCAUUGAUAUUCGAAUGAAACAUACUUUUGGUCACACCAAAUGUUUCGACAGACCUUUGCAUAAAAUAGUGAGCAACUCAAAUGGAAUUAUUGCUGCCUGUGGCGACACCAGUGAAGUGAAAGCCUUCGAUACGCCCUCCGAAUAUUUGAAACAAAUUUAUACAUCUGACUCGCAUAAGGAUUUUGUCAGAGGACUCGCAUGGCACCCCAAAACGUCGCAGUUAUACUCCUGUGGAUUUGAUACUACUGUGAUCUGCCAUGAUAUCAUCAAAAGCUAAAUACAACUUUUUCAGAUUCCAAUUUUCCAGAUAGUAUUUAGUUGUUUACUUUUUUAUGCUGAAUUUCGAGUUUAUUAGUUACUGAUCACCAUAAAAAGCAUUCCAAAUUCAUUACGUAUUCGACAAAAUGUUGGAUUUUGAAUGUCUUUCUGUGGAUUCAUUAUUUUAAAGUUUUUUGUUGAGGUUUGAGCUUCGCACUGUGAUCUGGUAUGAUAUAAUUUAUAUGAAAUAUUUUAUCUGCUUGUACUCGUUUGUAAGAUUAUAAUAUAAGUUACUUUAAUUUUUGAGAAGACAAUAUUUUGCUUCACAGUAUUUAUUUGUGUGAAGCCGUUACAAUCAUGUCGGGCAGUGGCCUCAGGUGUGGACCAAGAAAACUCAAUAGAUUUCUCUUGAGUCUGUGCACCUCGAGCUUUUUGUCAACUGUUGUAAACUAUGGAUUUCGAAAUAUUAUUGAAUUAUUAAAACUCAUGUUGUUUGGAA